Peronospora matthiolae is the source of this 2232-nucleotide messenger RNA. The record is from the annotation of a GenBank genome assembly. Lineage: Eukaryota; Oomycota; Peronosporomycetes; Peronosporales; Peronosporaceae.
AUGGCUUCGGCAUCGCGCGUGCCGCUUCUAGUCAAGAGCAAGGGUCGCAAAACACCCCGAGGGUCGAUAGCGCCACGGACGAAGCCUUCUAGUGGUCCUCGCGCGAGCCGGGUCGCACCUUUGGACAAUGACAAGCUUCCAGAUGGUAAAGAUAAAGUUCUGGAGGUUAUUGAGACUGGAGUUGAUGCUAAAAAUCGUCUUAGUAGACGACAGAAGGAGGUGAAAAGUGCAAGCGCAGAGGAGUCGGUUCAAGUGACGAUUACGGAGGAGCAAGGAGCAGAUUUGAAGUCUGUAGGUUCUGUGGAAUCCGUGACGGUAUCAAGUACAGUGGUGAAGUCGUCGAAAGUAGUUGGGGAGUCUGCUGCAGCUAAGAAUAUACCCGCCUUCGAGGGGGCAUCAAGGUCACCUGCUGUGCAGCCACGACGAGCUGGAGAGAUUUCGGUCGGUGACUCGUUGUCUGCGGCACUGCCGUCCAGUACAGCGUCAUCGAGCCCUCAGAAACAGCAGAUAUCUGUUGCGCGCCCGCCUUCCGUGCUGCCAGUGCAUCGCCGUGAUGACAGGCUUGCAAAGAUCACGUCAGCCGGACCGGUAUAUCGAGAAAGUCCCGUGAUGCGCCCACGUGCUGGUAGUAUUGGAAUGCCGCCGACGAGGCGUUCACGUGAUGUGAGUAUUGGCAGAUCUCCAUCAGAGGAACCGCAACAUUCAUUGACACAGAGACUUGUCCGGAAGCUGGAAGUGAAGCCGCACCAGUCGCCUCGUCGUUCUGCCAUGCAGAAAGAAAGUCUACGCACAAUAGAUGAACCUACGUCGCCACUGACGCUUGGAAGUAAAACGUUGGGGGAAGUUCCUGAUCUGGACCUCGAUGAACAGCAGUCGCAAGAUGUGCCAACUACGAAGACCACUCGCGCGCGGGCGGUAUCUGCUAAGAAAAGAUCGGGAAAGCGGCGUCACGUCGGUAAAACUGCACCCGCACAGAUCGGCGCUAACGCUAGCGUACCCCGACGUCGACCAUUGGGGCGAAAAGCCAAGCGUUCGACUUGCCGUAAGACAGAUGGUAGUAGCAGUUCGGAAAAUGAGUUGGAUGAUGAUCGGGAUGAAGAUGUAAAUCCAAGUGACUUCGAUCUCCCGGAGGAGGCGACAAAGAUCUACGUACCUGCACGAGAGCGGGCGACAAUGUGGGCCAAAUCCAUUCUAAGCAAUGACGAGGAAGACAAGGAUGGGUACGAUUUGGAGGAGGCUGAUCCCUCGCGAGCGAUAGUACUGCGAGCGAAGAAAUCAGGACGUAAACUACCUAGCAAGCCAAAAGCGUCGUCAGUGUCAUCGGGUUUGACAGGAAUCGGGAGCAGUAUGAUUUCACGUUAUAAGAUGGAGGAGCUCAUGAAGAAAGAGCCAUCUGAAAUGACCAUGGGCGAGUUGGCCCUCACAGUACCCAAGGGUAAGCGGAUAAAGCUCCAUGAGCGUGAAGAAGCUGCGGUAGACACAAGUCUACCUGGAGGUUUACCUGGAAGGGAAUCGUCGAAUUUACUCAAUUUGGAUGCGCUCAAUCGCGUACGUUCAUUGUCCGUGUCGUCCGAGGCUGCUGCUUUCGCAGGCUCACUCGUGACACCGCGAGUUCGUAUCGUUGAUGGAGAAAUGGUUGUGCUGGAGAAUACAAUAAAAUUGGGUGACGAGCUGCAGCGCACGGUGGAUUCUCUUGGCGAAGAGAGUGUAGGCGGAGGAACGUCAGGAUUGCCGCCUCGGCACUCGGGUUCACGCUAUACCACUACGUGUUCGGAAGGCCCAGGCAGGCGCUGGGGCAAGGAAGAGACGAAACAGUUUUACUAUUGUCUAAGCCAGGUUGGUCCCAACUUUUCGAUGAUGGCAACGCUGUUUCCAACACGGAAGCGCAAAGAGCUGAAGAGCAAGUUCAAAUCCGAGGAGAAGAACCAUGCCAAAUUGAUCGACAUUGCGUUGCGUGCGUCCACAGCCCCUCUUGAUUCGGAGAUGGUGGACGUUAUAUCUCAAAUGGUCGACAGGGAAGCGCAGCAGAAACAAGGAGCUCUAAAGAAGAAGCGAAAGUCGUCAUUGCAGCUCAAUAGUGGACAGGGCUCCGACACAGCGUCUGUGUCGACUCCGAUGACGAUAUCGCCAAUGUCGACACCUCAGGGAGACACGGAGGAGUUUGUCGAGACACUGAACGAUGAAGAUCUCUUCCCGCUAAACCGCCAUGGCUCGUUCGACUUCAGUGGGUGA